AUGAUGUGUAAAGAUGCUCAUAUCUGUGUUGCUGUCCUCUUCAUAUGUUUAGCGCCCUAUAGAGCAAUCGCAGGUAAGGGAGAAAAUUGAAUUGUCUCUCAAAACUCAAAAUCUAUGCGGGAAUAAUGCAAUAAAAACGUAUUUCUUAGCUUCUUUAAGCCAGGCAUCGGGAACGUUCAAGAUUUCUGACAGCAGUGUUCAGGGUAAAGGAACAUACUACAUGUCGAACAGUUCGGCAGAGAUAGGAUUAAAACUGGUGAUAGGGAUGCCAUUGCACACAUCAAAGGAUAAGGCAACUGCUAUCAUCACAUCUCUUCCCUCAAGCAAAGUUAGUCCCUCAGGUUUGCCAGUAAAGAGUAAAGCGAAAAGGCCUGGAAAUUUUCUAACACCAAAAGGUAAGCAGGAGAAAGAAAUGAAUCCUUAGCUAUAAAGAUACAUAUAAUUUAUUUAUGCUCGAAAUUUACAGUGUAGCUGUAGAGCUAAUAUGUUCGAGAAAAUAAGUUAAAAUAAAAUAAAAAUAUGCUAUAUUACAAUUCCAAUAGUCCUCAGUACUCCAUGGCUGGGCUUGUUGUUCCCAAUCAGUAACAAUUCAUGGAGGGAUAGGAUCACUGCUAUCAUCCUUCUGCGGGAAAAAGAAAAAAGAAAAACAGGCUGAGCAAUGUAUAGAGAGAAUUGGCCAGUAAUCGAGCAUUUGCAUGGAUAUUACUCUGAGCUGAUACUCAGUAAAUGCUAUCAAUAGAUAUAAAUUGACGGUGAAAUCAAAAUUCUACUAGUGUUACUUGAUACUGAUAUUUCGCUAAGUUUGUUGUUUUACAUAUUAAAUCAUUUCAGACAAUCAGUUCAUAGAUGAUAUGAUUGCCUUUCACAACGAGCUUCGCUCCGUGCACUUUUCGCCACCAGUUCAAAACAAUACAAACAUGUCUAUCGCGGCCAAGGAGUGGGCUUUGAAACUGGCUGCCGAGAAAGAUCUUCGACAUGCAUCCAUCGAGGAGGGAUUAGGAAAAGGAGAAGGCGAGAACCUGGCUAUGGGAUGCAUAGAGGGUGAAGGAGAUGGAAUAACUGCAAGAGAAGCUAUUGCCAAAUGGUAUGAUGUGCAUUACAGUAUAAUUUAACCGACAGAAAGGACACUUGAGUCUUACAGCCAAUAACAUCACGGCAAAAGUGACCAAUCAGUUUAUACAAACCGGACCGAGAGCAUUCGACUGACAACAACCGUUAACUUCACUUCGAUGAUAACUUCCGCUCAGGUUGUCGAAACGUCAGUCACCACUACCGACAACAGUCCUUCUCAGGACUACACUCACCCGGACGAUCAAACUACAUUAUUACAGGACUCUUCAAUCCGACAUACUCAACUACUUUAUCAAACAACUUGUAAUAUUCUUAAUAAGGAGCGGAUCCUAAAGGCAGUACAGUAAUUAUCCUCAAUAAACCUACUUAAGCUCACUACACUCUAGAUCUUAGCUUAGCACUGACACAAACUCACACUUUUCUCCAAAGUUCCUCGAAAUGAACAAUCAAUGACAGUAAUUCUCUCUCUUUACAGCUUUCCAAACAAUCGAUCACUCCCGACAACAACGACUACAACUACUACACGACUGAGUCGUUGUGUUCAUUUACAAAGUAUUUAAUAACUUUAAUAAUAAUAAUAAUUUAGUAAUUAUAACAGAUUGAUUGACUUGAUUGAGUGAUAAAUUGACUGCCCUUUUGCGUACCUGUAUGCCUUCAGGAUUCGUGCCUAAAUGACUUGCUAACUGACCAAUCGCUGUCUGACUGGUUUGGCUGGCGAGAUAUGCAUCGACCGAUUAACAUUUACUUGCCCGUCUACCCAUGACUGACUGGUUUACUUAAUGGGUUUUCGGUUCACUGGCCGACUGAACGACCGACUGACUGACUGACUGACUGACUGGCCGAAUAACAGGCUGAGUGGCUGAGUGACUGACUGGUGAUUGAUUAACCGACUGAAUAGCUCACUGGCUAACUGAAUGACUGUUCAGUAAACUGACUCACUGACCGAUUGACCAGCCAACUGACUAUCCUGACGAACAGUGACUGAUUGAUUAGCUGCCAGACAGGUGGAUCAGGUGAACGGCAGGAUGGUUGAAGGAAUAGCUACUAUUUCAAUCACCUGACUGAUUAAAAAUUUUUUUAACGACAUAUUAGUUUAUUGAUGAUGAUAUGAUUGAUGGACUAAUAGUUUUAUUGACCAAAUAAUUUUUGAUUGAUUCAUAAGGUACGAUGAGGCUUGCUGCCAUAACUUCUCGUUGCCUACUUUCGGUGGAGUAUCUUCGCAUUUUGCUCAGCUUGUAUGGAAAGCGACAGAAGAGAUUGGUGUUGGAAGAGCAUUUGGUACCAAGUGGGGAAUGAACUGUUCUUUUAUUGUAGUUCGUUAUAAACCGAAAAGUAACAAUAAAGUGGGCGCAAAAGAAAACAUAGAAAUUGGUACCUUUGACCCAGUUGCUUACAAUUGUAGUGCAGUGGAAUGCAAGGAAGACGCUCAAAGACAAGCCACACCGAGUCAGGACAACUACCAACAAGAUAAAAAUGUACCAUACCGAAAAGAGAAUCAGAAUAAGCCACAAAGGUUUAGUGAUUUUGAUAAACAAAGUCUUCAUGGAUUAAGCAAGUUUGAAGGCAACCAUGGUUCCCAUGGUUACAGCACAACCCCUGGUUAUUACCCUAAGAACCAGGAAAAUGUUGACAGAGGUCACGGAGUCAAUAGUCAAUAUUUGUCAACAGAUCCCAGCAGAGAUAGGCCCAGAGCAUUCAUUACUAGAGCUCAUCUGUCUAAAGACUCUUUGAUUAAAAUUUUGUAAAUAACAUGCACUUCCUCCCUCCCCAAUUAUAAGUUGGGGAAAGCUUAUUACGUUCUCUUAUAUUGGACCAUUCCAAAGAGGAAUUUAAAUGCAGCAAAAAAGGUGAAAACUUUCUUUAACAUCUUUGUUACUAUACGACGUUAAUACUUGAACAAUAUUACUUGACAACUGCAUAAUUUGAGUCGAUUUUAGGAGAAAAUUGUAAGGAACUUUUCAUAAUAUAGCACCAUGCUGGUGUUAAUGAAAGAACAGUUUAAUAAUUUUCUAUAUAUGAUGGUGGACUUGUCAUUGAAUCCAUUAAUUAUAUUUUUAAUCAAGUUAGAUCUACAUCUUAUCCUGACCAGUUCCUUGCAUUCAAGAAAACUAUGCGAAAAGACAUAGAUAAUGAAAUAAAGAGG
Pocillopora meandrina is the source of this 3214-nucleotide messenger RNA. The record is from the annotation of a GenBank genome assembly. NCBI's taxonomy places the organism in Eukaryota, Metazoa, Cnidaria, Anthozoa, Scleractinia, Pocilloporidae.